Molecule: messenger RNA, 524 nt
Organism: Salpingoeca rosetta
Lineage: Eukaryota; Choanoflagellata; Craspedida; Salpingoecidae
Exons: 1
Coding region: 20-331 (103 amino acids)
Source: RefSeq, a predicted model, not a curated record
CGGCCAGUGAACCACCUCGAUGGUGAGUGAUGUGUCAUGUCGUGAGUGUUCUACCUGUGACGACUCUUGCCCCCCUUUCUCUCCUUUUCUUUUGUCUCUCCCUCUCUUUUCUCUUUCUCUGUCUCCCUCCCCAUCCGUUUCUCUUUCACAUCACAACGCACACCAUGCAAGCUUUGCGUUUGUUGGUGGGGUGGUUGCGGGUUCUCCUCGUCCCCUUCCACCCUGCCCGCCAUGCUUCAAUUUAUUGAAAGCAAAGCGAUACAAAGCCCUACCACCCUCGUCUGAGGGUGCGGGUAGCUGCGCGAUCGCAUUCCUAGUGCCCUUUUUAUAACAUGCAUAACGGAAUUGAAAGCGUUUGAUACACCUCACUUUGUGCGUGCGUGGUUUCCCCUUUUCUCCCUCUUUCAUUCCUUUUCUUCUCCCUUGCCUUGGAUACACACCUUCUCUUCUGUACACUCACACCUUGUUGGAUUGUCGGCCCUCGCAUGAUCUUGCAACUAGGUUGACUUGAUCCUUGGAUUGGC